AUGAGUAAGACGGUAGCAGCUAACCCCGAGGAGCGUACUAACUGGGCGGCGAGUGUGACACGAUGGCUGGAUACUCAUCGGCCAAUCUAUCUCAGGCCAUCUUCCCCAGUAGAGUUAAACCAUGCUACAGGAGUCAUGGACACCACCGCUGUCAUUAAAAGCAACGAAAACGCUGUCGAAAAGACGAGCAACAGUAAGAAUUCCAGCCUCAGAGAACAGGACAACAAUAGAAACAGCAAUAGCGGACGCACCAUACAUUUUGCUUCCCGUUCUGGCGCCAAAGAGGGCUCCGAUUGCGACAAUCACGAACUCUGUACGGAGACGAGCCCCGGAAACACUUUAAUUUCAGGGUCGUUUGGUGCUAAGCAAUACGCUUGCCCUGGGGUUAGGAGCAAAGAUGGUAUCGCCACUCCUGAGCCCCCAAUCAUUUGGGACUGGACCCUCAAUCCAACACAAUGGCCGGCGGAACAAAUUUUGGUUCUUCUGAACAGGGCGGCAAGCAACGAAGAUACCUCCAAUUCGGCAGUUUGGCGCAACGGAAAGGCAGCUACGGCCAGCUCGAGGAGAUCUCAUUCACGUGGCCGGCCCGGAGGAAGGGAUAGUAGGUUAAUGUUUUGUUGUAUAUACAAAGAAUCUUUGAAACUCUUCAUCAUGUACUUCCAUACGACCGGAAAGUCUUCAUAUUAG
This is a messenger RNA of Protopolystoma xenopodis, 687 nucleotides long. The record is from the annotation of a GenBank genome assembly. NCBI's taxonomy places the organism in Eukaryota, Metazoa, Platyhelminthes, Monogenea, Polystomatidea, Polystomatidae.